This is a messenger RNA of Pelobates fuscus (common spadefoot toad), 1442 nucleotides long. It is a transcript of the gene GPN2, whose product is annotated as GPN-loop GTPase 2. Gene Ontology annotation, molecular function: GTPase activity. Gene Ontology annotation, cellular component: cytoplasm. NCBI's taxonomy places the organism in Eukaryota, Metazoa, Chordata, Amphibia, Anura, Pelobatidae. The transcript is spliced from 5 exons. The record is from RefSeq and is a predicted model, not a curated record. Bases 34 to 972 code for a protein of 312 amino acids.
CCGGAAGUUGUGUUGCUUUUCGUAAUCUACAGCAUGGAAACGGUGAUGGGCGAGCAGUGUGUACUGGCCGGCUUCGGCCAGGCUGUGAUAGGACCCCCUGGUUCAGGAAAAACUACGUACGUGCGAGCUAUGCAGGCUGUGCUCACCGCAAUGGGAAGAAAGGCCUCCAUUAUCAACCUGGACCCAGCCGGGGAGGAGGAACCAGGGGCCGCUGUCAGUCUGCGGGAGCUGCUGGGACUGGAAGAAGUGAUGUCGGAGUUGCACCUGGGACCCAAUGGGGCCCUGCUUUACUGCAUGGAGUAUUUACAGAGUAACCUGGACUGGCUGCUCUCCAGAUUAAAGAGUCUGCACGGAACAUACUUACUGUUUGAUUGCCCGGGCCAAGUGGAGCUCUACACCCACCACCCGGCUCUGCCAAGCAUCCUGCGCCGGCUCGGUGAAUGUGGACUACGGCUGUGCGCAGUACACCUGGUGGACUCCCAUUACUGCACAGAUCCUGCUAAAUUCAUAUCUGUUCUGUGUACAUCACUCAGCACCAUGCUACAUAUAGAGUUACCACACAUCAAUGUACUAUCCAAGAUGGACCUUAUAGAACAAUAUGGCAGACUAGCCUUUAACCUGGACUACUAUACCGAUGUUAUGGACCUUUCCUAUCUGGUGGAUCAUCUGACGUCUGACCCCUUCUUUAGACGCCACCGUCGACUUCAUGAAAAGCUGGCUGAGGUCAUUGAGGAUUAUGGACUAGUGACCUUCACACCACUCAGCAUCAAGGAUGAGCAAAGCUUGCAGAAAGUCCUAUCUACUGUGGAUAAAGCUAGCGGCUUUUGUUAUGGGGACCAGCAAAGAUCUAUGGGGAACCUCAUGUCUGUAGCUGUGGGCGCAGACUUCCACUUUACUUCAGCAUUGGCAUUUCAGGAGAAGUAUGUGGAACAAGAGAAGCGCACUGUUGAGGAAGAGACCUUAGAUUUGUGACCUACGACCAUCAUAAAUUAUUGUUUUUUUGUUUUUGUUUUUGUUUUUUUAACUAAUUCAAAGGAAAACUCUUGUUCUGAUACUUGAACAAUGACAUUAUGGAGGCGGGUGUGACACACUGUUGAAAGGAAGAAGCAGAGAAUUUCCCGUAUUCUCUGAUUGUACAUACAUCACCAGAAGACAUUAGAAUACAACUGUUUAUUUAUUAAAAAUACUGACUUUGUACAUAACACACAGAACGUGUGUAGUUGAUAUUGCAAUGGAAUAGAAAUUAUGGUUUUUGAUAAGAUACCAAAAAAAAACUUUUGUAACGUUUCCUCACUAAACAUACCUAACAAUUAUAUAUGCCCUACAACCUUCUAAAGUAACACAUUCAAAAGCAGUACAAAGAAGCAAACAGUCCUAAACAUUUUACUGCUAAUAUCUCUGAAAAUGCAUGUUAAACCCUUUAAAGACAAAACUUAUUUUUU